Oppiella nova is the source of this 1104-nucleotide messenger RNA. The record is from the annotation of a GenBank genome assembly. NCBI's taxonomy places the organism in Eukaryota, Metazoa, Arthropoda, Arachnida, Sarcoptiformes, Oppiidae.
AUGAUUAGCUUACAGAGGGAUUCCGAUUGGAAACGGAUCCGUACAGUAAUUUCUCCCACAUUUACGAUCGGAAAACUCAAGCGAAUGACUCUUUUGAUAGUGGAAUGCGUGGACACUAUGAACGACAACAUCGACAAAAUCAUUGCCAAAGGUAAUGGCAAACUCACGGCACCGGUAGACAUGAAACCAGUUAUCGGUGCCUACAUUAUGGAGUCUAUAAUACAAGUGGCUUUCGGCCGCAAAGUGUCAUUUCUGGACGACACUAAAAACCCUAUUAUAGAGAAUUGUCGCAAAAUGUUAAGUCGGGGUUUUGUUUCUAAUAUAAGAAUUGCAAUUAUACUGAUGACACCAAAAGUGGCUAAAAUGUUCAAGCUAACCAUAUUUAGUAAAGAAAUUACGGAAUUCUUUCGUAAUCUUACACUCAAACUAAUCGACGAUACGAAACGUGUUGUGGAAACCGGAACUCCGGUAAAGAGGGUUCACUUUCUGCACCUAAUGCUUGAAUCAAUGAAAGCUAAUAAUAAUGAGGCGAUGAAUGGGUCCGAAGAAUAUGCGGACAGUAAGAGUGGUGAGAAAUAUGAGGACAUACAGGCCACGGAUGAUAUGGUGGAUAAAAGCCUUUCAUACGACGAGCUCAUAGCCCAGUGUAUGGUGUUUUUAACGGGCGGGUAUGAGAGCACUGCUAACACUCUGUCCAUAUGUUUGUAUAGUAUUGCUAAACACCCGGAAGUUCAACAAAAAUUAUACGAAGAAAUUAAUAAGUUUUUUGAGCAAAAGAAAUCAAGUGACAAGUCGUCCGAAACACUAUAUUCAUUGAAAUACAUGGACGCAGUCAUCGACGAGACUCUGAGACUAUUUCCGGUACUCAUGUCCUUACAGAGAGCUCCCGGUGAGGACUACGAGCUAAAGGGCACCGGUAUUACUAUUAAAAAGGAUCACGUGUGUUUAGACCGGAAAGUCCACAAUCCCUAUACGUAUUUGCCAUUUGGUGCCGGCCCUCGAAACUGUCUGGGCAUGCGAAUGGCUAUGUUGGAGAUUAAACUAGCCCUGGUCAAUCUCGUACAACGUUAUGUUUUCCACGCAACAGAGAUCAAGGUGUUUCCG